Brassica napus (rape) is the source of this 984-nucleotide messenger RNA. RefSeq lists its product as uncharacterized. The coding region runs from base 1 to 984 and encodes 327 amino acids. The record is from RefSeq and is a predicted model, not a curated record. The transcript is spliced from 6 exons. Lineage: Eukaryota; Viridiplantae; Streptophyta; Magnoliopsida; Brassicales; Brassicaceae.
AUGGAUUACAUGGACUCAGAAACACAAGAACCAGAUGAUUUACCAUAUCUGGAAACAGAGUACGACAUGCCUCCUCCACUUGCUGCCGAAUGCAAAAGUUUCAAAUGGAAAAUAGAAGUUAUAGAUACUGCUGGGAAAAUCGAAGGCAAAAUGAUAACAUCUAAAGAAGUUUGGAAAAUUCAAAAUAGCAAAGUGAUUGUUCAUUUUGACGAAGUUAGUGGCCAGCCAAUCGGAGAGUCGGGAGGUCUACUAGGGUCAUGGUUAGGUCAACUAAGCAAUGAUGUGAAUUUGCUACCCAUUAACUACAGUGACUGGAGAAUGGUUAAUCCUCACAUAAAAAAUAAAGUCUGGGAAGUAAUACAGUCCAAAUUCUGGUUUGAUGAUCCAGCGACAAGAAAAGUGUUUGUGAUGAGUGCAUUAGGUAGCAGAUGCAAAGAUGUCAAACUACAUCUUUGGAAAGAAUACAAGCGAGACAGUCUAAGUGAGACAUUGCUCAAUCGACCAGAAAAUGUUCCUGAAAAUCAAUGGGGUCAUUUCGUUCACAUGAGAUUCACUGAAAAGUGGAAGGAAAAACUUACGACGUUGUUGGGCCAAAAGUCACAUGUGACAAACAAUGCUAUUGCUAGUUUGGAUGAUGAAUAUGCACAAGUUUUUGGUCCAGAGCGUCCAGGACGAGUACGGUGUGUUGGUCGUGGACCUACACCUUCAAAAUUAGUGAACCAUUCACCUGUUACGAGACAAGAGAUAGAGAAUUCAGAAAUGGUUAUUGACCUGAAGUCACAAGUGAAAGAAUUAUCAGAUCAAGUCAAGGGAAUGACUACAUUCAUCCAACAAGUAAUUGGUACUUCAACUGGUGAACAGGCAAGAGUAUGGGCUUCAAGUUUUGCUGUAGCUUUUGCUAACAUACCAAACCCAGCUUUUGCCAACGUACCAUCUCCACCAAAUCCAAAUCAGGAACGGAGUGAUGAUGCUGUUAGAGACUAA